UUCCGGUCACUCGGCGUGUUUCAAUGAUUUACCGGCAGAGUACACUCCGAUCGGUGAGGGAAGUGUAUCGUACGGUCGUUCUAUGAUCCAUGGUCUUUACACCCAAACUUCUGUGCGCGCUUGUUUCGUCUCCGUUCUUCGUUCGCCGCCAUCGUUACGAAGACGAGAGAGGUUGGUUUUACUCAUUUUCGCGUAUUAGUGUCGUUACAUCAAAUCCAGCACAAAUGAAGAUGGUUGAUAAAAUAGACAUGAGCCUCGAUGACAUUAUCAAGCAAAAUAAAGGGACGAGACCUCGGGGAGGCGGUGCCAGACGCGGAAGAGGUGCCGGUAAUUCACCUCGUAGAGGAGCACGCAGAACGCAAAGAGUUAGUGGCGGCGUCAUGCGGGGACGCAGCCGUGGCGGUAUAACAAGGAGCACUCUCCCGUACAUAAGGGGCGAUGUAAACAGUGCGUGGAAACAUGACAUGUUCGAUGGAGUGAAGAAGGUAGGCAGAAGUGCCAUAGGUAGUGCUGGAACGACCAAGCUUCUGGUGUCAAAUCUUGACUUCGGAGUAUCUGAUUCAGACAUACAGGAGUUAUUUAGUGAAUUUGGCCCCUUGAAAUCAGCAGCAGUACAUUACGAUAGGUCAGGUCGAUCAUUGGGAUCUGCGGAUGUUAUAUUUGAGAGAAGAGCAGACGCUAUUAAAGCAAUGAAACAAUAUAAUGGCGUACCUUUAGACGGUCGUGAAAUGAACAUACAAGUUGCUACCUCUGAAAUACCAGUCACGUCUAUCCGUGGAGGACCGAGACUUAGCGGCAGCAGCAAUUAUACGCAGAGACCUCAGACCCGCUUUAGGGGCAGUCGUGGAACAGGGUCCGUGAGAGGUCGUGGAACUGGUCGUCGUGGAGGGAGAGGAGCCGCUCGGCAAGUGACGAAAACCCCGACCGCUGAAGAAUUAGACGCAGAACUCGAAGCUUAUGUGAAAGAAGUAAAGUAACAAUGUCACGAACCCUGACAAUUCUAAGAUUUUUGUUCUCUAUUCUGACUUGACACAAAUCGAUGUGUUCCCCUAAUUUUCCAUGAGAAUAUAUAAAAAUGAGUAUAAUUGUAUCAAUA
This is a messenger RNA of Ceratina calcarata, 1096 nucleotides long. RefSeq names its product RNA and export factor binding protein 1 (gene Ref1). The transcript has 5 exons. NCBI's taxonomy places the organism in Eukaryota, Metazoa, Arthropoda, Insecta, Hymenoptera, Apidae. Gene Ontology annotation, molecular function: mRNA binding. Gene Ontology annotation, biological process: mRNA export from nucleus. Bases 90 to 977 code for a protein of 295 amino acids. The record is from RefSeq and is a predicted model, not a curated record. Gene Ontology annotation, cellular component: nucleus.